Messenger RNA from Dunckerocampus dactyliophorus (ringed pipefish), 2921 nucleotides. RefSeq names its product fat storage-inducing transmembrane protein 1. Gene Ontology annotation, cellular component: endoplasmic reticulum membrane. The transcript has 2 exons. Bases 960 to 1817 code for a protein of 285 amino acids. Gene Ontology annotation, biological process: lipid droplet organization; phospholipid biosynthetic process; lipid storage. Lineage: Eukaryota; Metazoa; Chordata; Actinopteri; Syngnathiformes; Syngnathidae. The record is from RefSeq and is a predicted model, not a curated record.
UACUUUAUUCUCAUAAAACUACUGCUGUUUUUUUCAUUUUUUCUUGUUGUCUUUUUGUUUUUUAUUAAUUGUAUUUUUUAAAUGUGUCUAGGGACGAUUUAAAAAAAAAAAAAAAAAAGUAGCAGGCCGCACUUUGGACACCCCAGUCAGGUGCAUCAUGGGACUUGCAGCUGUCAGCCCACGACCAUAACAAGCUAAUUAGUUCAUAAAAAGCAAAAGUUGAGAGAAAAUGUUGGACAAAUUAAAAAGUACACCACUAAAAAGAAAUCAAUCAAUCAAUCAAUAAAACAUAUUGUUGGAAACAAGUAUUAUUAUGUAAGUAAAGGCAGGUACAGCUCUAAGUUUACCUCAUGAAAGGGUCCAGCAGCAAGCAAUAACUUCCCAAAGUCGUGUGAAAGUCAUUUUAAUGGCAGCGACGCCAUUAGAGUGCGCUAAAAUUACACAGCUAUUCCUCCGUAGUAAUCAAUCCCCUUUCAUACAGAGGAGGCGUCACCAAUGGAUGCCCAUUUUGGAAAUGAAAACAAGUUAAUGGUGAAGAAGUUGCGCUAAUGACUAUUUUGUGCAUGAGUGUCGGCGAGAAACGACAGCUGACUAAAGCGUUGGUGACAAAACACAGCUGCUCGCGGUGCCAAAUGCAUCUCCUAAAUUAGCUUUUAACAGCUGACUCGAGAAGAAAGUGAAGUGAGUUGAUGUGAAUAAAGAUACAUCGCGGUGAUUGUUUUAAAGCCACAGUUUAACAUCAUGGAGGAGUUAAAGCACGGCUGCACUCACGGUUUAAGAGGGGGGCUGGGCCUUAAGGGCAAAGGGGACAGAAGGGGCGGCGUAUUUUUAUAAACCAUGUGCUCUCCUUCACACCUGUCAGUCACAUAGCACACAGUGCUGCUCCAUUCACACACUCACACACACACACACACACACACACACAAACACACACUACAUUUAAGAAGAAGACUCUCAAGAUGGUUUCAGGGCUCAUCUUGCUGGCAAACUUCCUUCUCGGGCUCCUGAAUGCCUCCCUGGUGUUCGUAACCAACCUCACAGGCAGAGUUGUGGGCAGCGAGGUGUUCAGGAGGCAUUUCCACUUAUUGUUGUCCACUUUGGUUCUGGUCGGGCCCGUGCUGAGUUUGUGGGUGUCCAAGUACAGCAUCUUUGCAAACAGCAACCACUAUCUUUACAGAAAGUUCCUCAAUUCCACUUGGGGUUGGACGUGUACCUUAACAAGUUCCUUCAUCAUCCUCCUCUCCCUCUCGGCCCAUCACCCAGCCUCCCUCUGCCUACGCCACCUCUCUCGACUCGGCCUCUCAGGCCUGCUUUGGUGGGGCUGCCAGCGCCUCCUCACCAUGCUGGAGGACGCUGCUGGUACCUGCUAUGAGCCCGUCCUCCAUGGCCAGGAGAGCGCUACAAGCUCUGCACAGCCUCUGCUGCUUCUCCACGAAGACCAGACUAAAGCCUCCUGCCUUAAUGCCAAAAUGCUUUGGAGAGGAUAUGAAGUAUCCCAGGAUGUGCUCAUUCUCUGCUUGUGCUGCCUCUUGCUUGUGGAGGAGCUGUCCGUCUUUGGAAGUCACCUCAAACAAAAGUUCCCCCACGGAGGCCCGCUGAGGUUCAUUUUCCUCCUGGGUGUGCUUCUUCUCGCCGUCUGGGUGUUCCUGCUACUGUGUGUGCUGGCACACUUCCCAAAGUUCCCCGCCCAGCAGCUGGGAGGAGCUCUGGGCUACCUGGGAUGGAGAUGCCUCUAUCAAGGAUGGUUCCGACUGAAACCAAACUGGCACUGUCCAGGUCUGCCUGGGGACGAGCUUUCACACAGCACAGCUAAUUAGGAUGCUCACUUGCAACAGCAGAAGUACUGUCAUGAACUAGAAUGAAAGCAUGGAGGUACUGUAGAUGUCCAAUGUAUCCUACCAGACAACUGAUUAUGACUGACAGACUGCACAAAAUCCUCAUUUUAUUUUGUAAUGUGUUGCAGAAAAUGAACAAGAAAAGCAAAGAUACGAAAUGGCAGUGCGGCCUGAUUGUACUUUGUUGACCUCGCAUGGCUGCUCAUGUUAGUAGAUGAGCGCUUUGCAGUCUCCUCGGGGCCUCUUAAUUUUGGCGUAGUUCUUGUUGAUGAUGUCAUAGAGUGCCGCCUAAGAGAGGAACACAGGCGUCAGAGGGAUAGAUCUGUGACUUGUGCUUUUGCACUCGGGCCUUAAAAAACACAGCGCUCUUAGGGAGGAUCUUUGGCUAGCCUUUUCGCAGUAAGUCCUUAAAAACAGUAGAACGCUCCUGUCAUACAGAGGUGGGGUAAAAAUGGUGGUGCCUUCCAAUUAAAUUAUUUUUUCCGUUUGAUUUGUGGGUUUUUUUGUGAUGCCACCACAGAGGGAGGGAGGUGAUGAUAACAAGGUGAUGAUAACAAUACAACAAGAAAUUCAACUUACUGCAAGAGGCUCAGUGCGGUUAAGGAAAUCUCUCCAUUACACAAAUGAAUGACGCUAAUGUAAACGCAGUAAUUCCUGGUUCAUCACGGUAGAAGUUUAUUAUGCGAUAAGUGAUUUUCUGCCAAGUAGAAUUCCUUAUUCAUAAAUCCAAUACUUUUGUAGUUAAAACAUAGAAAACCAGUUUAUGACCUUCUACAUACAUUUUAAAUAUUAAAACUCUCUAGACUUGACAUAACACCCCUAUAGUCACCUUUACACUCAUAUUACUCAAUAUAGUAGAUAUAAUCUGAGAAAAUUAGCCAUUUAAGACAUAAAUAAGACUUGCGUGUUUCAAUAAAUGUCUUCCGGAUGUGUGGACAGGAAGUGACGUCGGAGAUUCAGAGUUGAGUUCUGGCUGGAGUAAGUCUGGCCACAAUAGCCCGUGUUAUUAUCACGAUGAUGAUUAUUAUUAUGUUGUUAUUGUUGUGAGAUCAUUCAAACCGGAAAUAAAAGCCUGUUAGCGAUCAA